UCAGUUACUCCUGCCCAUGUUACCAAAUGCACAAGUCCUUUUGAUAAGUCCUUAGACUUAGAAGGCUAGGAUCUUGUUAGAGGGUAAAGUUACAAUUUAUAUUAACUGUUGAAAAUACAUUUUCAGCAAAAGGCAAGAAAGAAGAACUGAGCUGCAGAAACAAUGAAACCUAAGAAGUCAACGUUCCCGCUUUCAAAAAAGAAUAAGGAAUCUGAUUUAGUCCUGGAUGAGUUACCUCUACUUUCAAAGGAAGACCAGAAGAAAGUGAAAAAGGCAGAUGAAAAGAUUACCAAGAAUUUCUUCAACAUUCAGAAACGCAUGAAAAAGUUCAAGAAGCAUAUGAAAAUAUGUAUUGAUCUGAUGGACCAUAUUGCAAACUGUAUAGAUAAAGUGCACAAGGACACCACCAUUGCCAACAUAUCAGGGAGCACAGCUGGAAUAGCAGGAGGCAUCACCACCAUUGUAGGUCUUGCACUGAUUCCUGUUACACUGGGUGCCUCAUUGAUCGUCACUGCAGUUGGAAUAGGAGUUGCUGUUGCUGGAGGGCUCACUGGGGUGGGAUCUUCCAUUGUUGAUUUUGUUUACAUGAGAAAGCAAUGCAAUAAAGCAAAGGCAAUUAUAGAGGAAUUCAUGGAAGAUUUAAAACAUAUAAAAGAUUCUCUGUCAAAUAUAGAUAUUCAGUUAGAAACAUUAAAAUCUGUAUUAGGUGAAAACACUGCAGAAUUUUCCAGAUUUACUGACUUUUUGUUAAAAACUAAUGUGGAAUCCUUAAAGAACGAAUGGAGUUUAGACCUCAACUCAGAAAAUAAAAUUUCAGGAUUAAAUUAUUUUAAAAAAUUUGCUCAUUUGUUCAACCUGGAUACUCUUGUAGCUCUAGCACCCUGUUUAAUUCAAUCUGAAGUUCAGGCAGUUUCUCGUAUAACCCAGGUAGCCUCUCGUGGGGCCCAGAUAGCUUCUCGUGGGGCCCAGGUAGGAGCAAUUGCCAGUGGGGCAUUUGUAGCACUGGGCCUCGUGAUUGAUAUUGUCUUUCUUAUAAAAGGUUCAAAGAAUCUGCAUGAAGGGGCAAAGACUGAGCAAGCAGCACUUAUAAGGAGCAUUGCUAGAGCUUUAGAGGCAGACUCCAUAGCUUUUGAAGGAACAAAUGUACAGGAAAGGGCCAAGUCAGAGCAGGAAUCAAAGACAGAAGGGACCACUGGUACAACUUAAGAGGAAGACCCAACACUUUUGAAAGUAAAUGAUAAAAGGAAGAUGUGAAAAUAUUUGUUUUUGCUUACACCACAAUUUUCCAGUCCCCACAUAAUGGCUAAGAUGUGCAAGCAUGCAAUAUAUUUGUCUGUAGUCACACGCAUUAGCAGUAAUAGGGUUUCGUCCAAUUUAAUUUUCCCAAAACAGUUGAGAAUUUAUGAUCUGAAUCCAGCUAGUUGUCAAAUACUGGUAUAGGAACUAUACAAUGCACUCCUUUGUAAAAUGAUUAUUGGAAAGAGUUAACAGUCCUAACUGAACUGGAUGGAGACCUGUGAGGAGGAAACCAGAUUUCUUUAUAGCUUUCUAAUAUCCCCUAUGGAUAGAUAUACUGUACUGUAUUACUGAUUUAUUACUCACACAUCUUGAACUGCACAAACUUGAACUGCCACAACACCAUGCCAUGCAGGAGAAAGGCAACCAGAUACCUGGCAGAAAACCUUGAGCUUUCUCAGGUGCCAUCUUUAAGACCUUAUGCAUUGAGAGUAGAUGGGAAUCUACUCAACAUAAAAAUAAGAAGAAAUAGAUUGUCUGUUUUUUCACGAAGUAGGUUGUUAAUAUCUGUUAUACAUUAUUACAUUUAUGAAGGUUAAGAACAACACUUUCCUCCAGUGUAUCCUAGUUGAGUAUGGUUAGUAAUACUAACUGUUAACUGCUAAACUCAAUGUAACUUUGUAACAUAUCUGUGGUUAUGUACUGGCUAUUAUGUUUAAUAUGUACUCCUUGAAGUGUUUUGUUUUUUUAAAUUUAUUCUAUG
Xenopus laevis (African clawed frog) is the source of this 1999-nucleotide messenger RNA. RefSeq names its product apolipoprotein L1. The record is from RefSeq and is a predicted model, not a curated record. The transcript is spliced from 3 exons. NCBI's taxonomy places the organism in Eukaryota, Metazoa, Chordata, Amphibia, Anura, Pipidae. The coding region runs from base 163 to 1206 and encodes 347 amino acids.